Uranotaenia lowii is the source of this 627-nucleotide messenger RNA. RefSeq lists its product as uncharacterized. The record is from RefSeq and is a predicted model, not a curated record. The transcript has 2 exons. The coding region runs from base 299 to 604 and encodes 101 amino acids. NCBI's taxonomy places the organism in Eukaryota, Metazoa, Arthropoda, Insecta, Diptera, Culicidae.
ACGUGAAAAUAAUGAACAACUCCUUAUUGUUUGAAUUAUUCGCCGGUUUUUUUUAAAAUAAGUUUCAGGUGGAAUUACUUGAAAUACGGCUUUCAAACAGUGCCCGACUGUUUUAAAAAGUCAACUACGAUCUAUCUAAAAAAAUUGGUACAGGUAAGACCACUGAAGAAAGGACAAGAAGCAGCCAAUUCCGAGAACUGAAAUCGUCUAAUAGUGCUAAUAGAAGAAAGCAAAGGGGUGAAAGUUCAAUGAUCCUCGGGAUCUGGCAGGAAAGCUGAAGGAACGGUCAUAAAUUAUAAUGGAGAUGUACCCGAUGCACCCAAAAUACAAGGCUUCGACUGGAAAUAGUACAGAACCUGAUGAUUUCCGUUUCAAGGCAGCAUUCCUAAAGGUCGACGCAAGUUGCAGUGCUUACUUGGGAGGAGCAUUGGAUGGAGAACUUAGCGAUGGUUUACAUAAAGGUUCUUCAGGUGAUGGAUAUGGCCAAUCGUAUCAAAUCUACGCACUCAAUCAGGCCGAGAUCUUGACCAUCAGUUUUGACAGUAGGAAUACUAGAGAAAACUCCAAUCGGCAAGGACAACAAAAUUCGCACUGCGAUGGGUGAUGCAUAGUUCAUGUUUAUACAUA